UCGGCUAUACGUGUAGUUUAAAUUUUUGUAUUGUGUUAACAAUAAGAAAGCAACUCAGCCCGACAAAUAAACCGCGCAUUUUUGUAUUGUUUUGAAAUUGAGUUCAUCUGUCAAGGAUCUUAACUUCGCAUCGAACUUUUCGGAUUUCAGAACAUUUUCAAAAUGGAGGACGAAUUUCUGUCUCCAUCGUCUUCAAACGACAGUGAAAUUCCAUUGACCAAACAAAUGGAGCAAAAGCCUGCUUCUGAUGCAUUAUCUGGCAUGACUGAAAAAGAAAUGCAGCAGCAUCUUGAGCAUUGUAUGAAGUUAGCUGCUGAAAAUAAAAUAAAUAUGAAGAAUGCAUUUGGCUUGCAUCUUAUUAGUAUUAUGCAAAAUUUGGUGAAACAAAAAGAAUCAACUGAUCUUACACUUGCAAGUCUAUCUCUCCAAGCAAGCUCAAAAAUAUAUGCUUCUCGUAUUGAAGCUCUCUAUAAGGAAACCUAUCAGUUCCAUGGGCAUUUACAAACAAUUGUUGUAGGUGGGAAAUCAGCUAACUCUAAUAUGCCAGCUGAUUUUGAUGAUGAUAUGAAUUCUGAUGAAGCUGUUGAACGAAAACCACAAAAGAAAAAAUUGAAGUCUUAUUUGUGUUCAGAAGACAGCAUAACUCUCACCAACACUCAAGGAAACAGCUUCACAACAAUGCCACAUGGGAACUUUGAGCUCAUAAAAUCAGCUUUUUCCACGGCUCGUACUGCAAAAAGAUUGCUUGAUUCUCUGCCAUUGGAAUGUGAUUCUUGUAAAAUAAAUUGUGCUACUUCUUCAAAGUGUUUUAAACCUAAAGAAUCGCCACCUGAGGCAGUUAAAUUUCAUUUAUCUAAACAAAUUAAAGGGAAAUUAACUGGAAUAGAAAAUCUCAACAUCAAGUCUACAGAAUUUGAUGACAUUGAAUCUGCUAAUAAAACUAUGGAUGUGUUUCCAGAUGCUGCUGAUCCUUGGGAUGGUGGAAAUGAUACAAGCAUUGCAGAUAACAGUAAUCAUGCUGUGGAUGUCAUGAUAGAUCGCUUUUCUAUUUUGGAUAUAACUGCAGACAUUUUUGCUAGGGAUAUAUCCCAGGCAAUCACAAAAGGAAAUGAAAUUGAUGAAAGAUUAUUGCCUCCACAGUCUGCUUUAAAAAGAGUUUUGAGAACUGUAGAAAAAAAGCCAAGAAUAGUUGGAGAUGAAAAAAAGAAGAGAGAAAAAAAGCCAAGGGAACCAUUUUUUACAAUGGAUCAAGUGGUUGACAAUUCUUUGUUUUUGCCUGGGAAGAAAAUUAAUCUCACAAAUGCAACAAUUAAUGAAUGGUGCCUGGCUGAAACUACAGAGCUCUGCACAGGGCAUGAGACAUUGUUUUCUGAACUUAUUACUGAUGAUGAAUCUGAUAAAAAAAAUUCAGGUGAAAAAGUCAAAGCAUUUUAUACUGUCAUUACUGAAAUGGAACCUCAGUAUUGCCUCAAAAACUACUUCUUCAAAAGACCAGCUCUGUGGAAAAGAUGCAGGCGAUUGCAUUCACCUUUAAAGUCACCAUUUUCUUUAGCUUCCAAUAUGCGCCCAUCUUCUUUUGGAAUGUUGCGGAAUCCGGAAAUAGAUCAUAAUGCAUCUUUCGAAAAUGAAGAGGGCAUAGUCCAGUCAUUCAGAGAUCUUUCAUUGCAUGACUCUUUUGAAAAUAAUCAUUGUGAUGAUGGUCCCAUAGAUUUACCAUCCCCUGCUAAAAGUGAUGAACCACUGUCUAUGAUCAAUAAUAGAAGUGGAUUUUUGGAAGAGGAUAUACAGAUGAUGAUGGUUACACCUCCUGAAUUGGUAAAACCUUUGAAUGUUCGUUAUAACCAAAAACCUUUAAAUAUAGAUUCAGACAGACUGAAAACUUGUAUGUGGAGUGUCAUAUCUGCCAAUCUAACACAAAAUUCUACAAAAUCUGUGCUUUUCUCAGAAGUUCACAAAGAAGUCCAAAAACGAUAUAAACCAGACAAGCAUGAAAUUAUACCUCAACAACUUAGCUUUGUUAUUUUGUUGAUUUUAGCCAAUCUGAAAGAAUUGUUUUUAGAAAAUACUGAAGGCGAUAAAGAUAUAAUUAUCAGACUGGACAUAUCAGAUUCAACAUCUGAGAGGAUCGAAAUUUAUUGAAAUAUUAUUUAUACAGCUUUGUAAUUGCUUUGAUUUUUGUUAUUUUGCUGUUUUAUGACUUUACUAACAAUGAAUAAUUUAUUCAUUUAUAAGAAUCUUGUUGUUUCUUUUUAUUAUUUCAUAUUAGAUAUAUUAUGAAGAUCAUGAUGGGUUUA
This is a messenger RNA of Argiope bruennichi, 2294 nucleotides long. RefSeq lists its product as uncharacterized. Bases 163 to 2139 code for a protein of 658 amino acids. Gene Ontology annotation, cellular component: condensin complex. Gene Ontology annotation, molecular function: chromatin binding. Gene Ontology annotation, biological process: mitotic chromosome condensation. The record is from RefSeq and is a predicted model, not a curated record. NCBI's taxonomy places the organism in Eukaryota, Metazoa, Arthropoda, Arachnida, Araneae, Araneidae. The transcript has 17 exons.